AUGGAGGAGAGCACGGUUAGAGACGGCGACACUGGAAGUGAAGCCGGAGGAGAGGAUGCCCUGGUGGGGAAUGUGAACAAGCUGACGGUGAGCCCACCAGGAUACUCAGGAGCGCUACGAAAAGGACACCUGGUGUUUGAUGCUUGCUUUGAGAGCGGAAACCUCGGCCGUGUUGACUACAUCAGUGAAUUCGAGUUUGACCUCUUCAUCCGGCCCGACACCUGCAACCCACGCUUCAGAGUCUGGUUCAACUUCACGGUGGAGAAUGUCCGUGAGACACAGAGAGUCAUUUUCAAUGUGGUCAACUUCUCCAAGACCAAGAGCCUGUACAGAGAUGGCAUGUCUCCUGUGGUGAAGUCCACCAGCAGACCUAAAUGGCAGAGGCUUCCCGCCAAGAACGUGUACUACUACCGCUGCCCUGACCACCGGCGCAACUACGUCAUGUCCUUCGCCUUCUGCUUCGACAGAGAGGACGAUGUUUACCAGUUUGCUUACUGCUACCCCUACACCUACUCCAGACUGCAGCACUACCUGGCCAGCCUGGAACGCAGGAACCUGCCCUACCUGCAGAGGGAGCAACUGGGACUCAGUGUGCAACAGCGGCGUCUCGACCUGUUAACCAUCACCAACUCAGCCCACCUGAGUCCAGAAAGGGAGAAGAAGCUGGUCUUUCUUACGUCUCGUGUUCACCCUGGAGAGUCUCCGGCCUCCUUCAUCUGUCAAGGUGUGAUUGACUUCCUGGUGAGCCAACAUCCAGUGGCUCAGAUCCUGAGAGAUCACGUGAUCUUCAAGAUCGUCCCCAUGCUAAACCCUGAUGGGGUCUACCUGGGCAACUACAGGUGUUCUCUGAUGGGCUUCGACUUAAAUCGCCACUGGCAGGAUCCCUCUCCAUGGGCCCACCCCACGCUGCACGCUGUCAAACAACUCAUAAUGCAGAUGAACCAAGACCCUAGGGUGAAUUUGGAGUUCUACAUUGACGUCCAUGCCCACUCCACCAUGCUGAAUGGCUUCAUGUACGGCAACGUGUUCGAGGAUGAGGAGCGUGUCCAGAGACAGGCAGUCUUCCCCAGACUGCUGUGCCAAAAUGCACCAGACUUCUCUUUCUCCAACACGUCCUUCAACAAAGAUGUGGUGAAGGCCGGUACCGGUAGACGUUUCCUUGGUGGUCUCCUUGACGAUACGUCCUACUGCUACACUCUGGAGGUGUCCUUCUACAGCUACAUGCCCGCUGGCAGCAACGCGCCUGUGCCCUAUACUGAGGAGACAUACAUGAAGCUGGGCAGGAACGUGGCUCGUACCUUCCUUGAUUACUACAAACUCACCAACCUUAUCAAGGACAACAGACCAACUCACAUACAAAGCUCCGAGGUGAAGUCCCCGACAGGCAACGGAAAGGGCAAUGGCGUCGGCAGAGACGCAGUGGACAGACAGAGAGAGAAGAGCCAGGGUGUCAGGCACUAG
Molecule: messenger RNA, 1461 nt
Organism: Limanda limanda (common dab)
Lineage: Eukaryota; Metazoa; Chordata; Actinopteri; Pleuronectiformes; Pleuronectidae
Gene: agbl4
Product: AGBL carboxypeptidase 4
Exons: 13
Coding region: 1-1461 (486 amino acids)
Biological process (GO): proteolysis
Molecular function (GO): zinc ion binding; metallocarboxypeptidase activity
Source: RefSeq, a predicted model, not a curated record